GGAAGCGGCGUGACGUCACAUCCGGGCAGCAGCUGUGGCCAGAGCGCUGAUUCUGCGAACCGAUCGCGAUUAAACUGGAUAUGGAGAGCUCAGCAUGGCAUCUCUCCCUGAAACUCAGCGACAAACCCAAGGAAGUGUUUCAGUUUCCAGACACUGAACCCGGAGACGUGCGUCCAGGAGGCUAUCAGGUGUCGACGCUCAAGCAGCUGAUCUCAGCACAGCUCUCGGACGCACUGCCCGACCCUGAGCUCAUAGACUUUGUGCACUGCGGCUGUGUGCUGAAGGAUGAUCUGACGUUAGACUCCUACGGGAUCAAGUCUGGAUCAACGCUUCAUAUCAUCAAGAAGACGUGGCCGGAGCCGGAGGUCGAGCCUGAGCCGGUGAACAGAUCUGCUGCUGCCCGAGACUUCAGGACGCUUCAGGCUGCUCUGCUUUCCAGCGGAACCUACAGAGACGCGGUGUUUAAGAUGCUGGCUAAUAAAGAGUCUCUGGAGCAGAUCAUCGUGGCCUCGCCGGGACUCAGCUCUGACCCCGUGGCUUUAGGUGUGCUGCAGGAUAAGGAUCUGUUCGUUCAGUUCACAGACCCCAAGCUGCUGGACAUGCUGAUCCAGUCUCACCCGGCGCUGGUCAACGCCAUCAUCCUGGUCCUGCACUCCGUGACCGGCAGCAGCUCCUCACGAAACCCCGCCUCCACCUCCUUCAGUGAGAUGCCAGGAGGUUUUCUGUUUGAUGGCAUGUCGGAUGAUGAGGACGAUUUCCAAUCUCAGGAAAGCAGAGGCGGUUCGUCUCGAGCCCAGCGAGGGUCUGCAGGCUCCAGACCGCUGACGUUUGGUCACAGCGGAGCCACGGGCCCCAGACCCAUCACUCAGAGCGAGCUGGCGUCUGCACUAGCGUUAGCCAGCACUCCGGAGAGCAGCGGCGUCACACCGACACGGAGCGCUCAGGAGGUGUCUUCCAGCGGAGCAUCAGGAGCUCGCGUCAGCAGCAGUCUGUUCAGUCACGCGCUGCAGCAGGCGCUACAGGCCUCUAGCGUGAGCUCACCUCAGGGCCGCUGGCAGACGCAGAUGCAGCAGUUGAGGGAUAUGGGCAUCCAGGAUGAGGAGGUGGCUCUGCGAGCGCUAACAGCCACAAACGGAGAUCUGCAGGCCGCUCUCGAGCUCAUCUUCUCUGGUGGAGGAGGAGGAGGACUCUGAUGUGUGUGUUUGAUCUUUAGAUGCUGUGAAGUGACCAGCACUGGCUGUUAGUUCACUGUCAAACACACAUCUACCUUUGCCUUAAAAACAUGCUUUGUUUGUUUGUUUUUUACUUUAUAUAAAUAAAGUUUAAUUAUAGAAUG
Molecule: messenger RNA, 1336 nt
Organism: Sinocyclocheilus anshuiensis
Lineage: Eukaryota; Metazoa; Chordata; Actinopteri; Cypriniformes; Cyprinidae
Gene: ubl7b
Product: ubiquitin-like 7b (bone marrow stromal cell-derived)
Exons: 11
Coding region: 81-1193 (370 amino acids)
Biological process (GO): ubiquitin-dependent protein catabolic process
Cellular component (GO): cytosol
Molecular function (GO): polyubiquitin modification-dependent protein binding
Source: RefSeq, a predicted model, not a curated record